CAGAAUAAAUACGUGUAAUUUGAAGCUUCAUCGAAUUAUAUUUUGUUAAAAAAAAUUCAUUGAUAAAUAUUAUUUAUUAUUUUCAAAAUGUUUUCCUUAAAACUUUUCAUGUUUAUAUUUUUAUUACUUUAUGUGAUUUUAUAUAUAAAAGCACAUAAUUCUCCAGAAAGUACAAUUAAACAAUUAGAUAACUUACUUAAGUAUCCGGGAUGGAAAAAUUUAAAUGAUGUAAGUUCUAUAAAAUUUUGUAAAAAAAUACAAUAUGUUAAAAAUCUGAUUGAAACACCUACACAUUAUUAUAAAGGUGAGCAAAAAAUUCGAGCCUUGACUAUAUACCUCGGUUGCACAUAUGCAAAAGUUAUGAUUAAUAUUUUUUCAAUUAUUAUCAAAUGGCAAGAAAUUUGUAAAAACCAAAAUAAAGAAGACGACGACUUAAAGAAUGAAUGCAUUUAUACUAAAGAACUCAUAAACAUAAUAGCCAAAUUAAUUGUUCCAAUAGCAAUAUUGUUAAAAGGCGCAUUGGACGCUUUAGAUUUAUUACAUCAUUUUCCAUGGGCUAAUUUUAAAAUGUUUCGCAAUAAACCCUACAUGAUAAGACUUUUAUUCGAUAGAAUAGGAUAUAUUCUUGACGAAUUGAAUGAUCCGAGUCUAUCAUGUGAUGAUACAUCUACAAACUCUUUGACACAUGAAAUUGUAUAUAAAUUUUUUAAAAGUAUAAUAGAACUUUUACAAGUUGAAACUGGUUUAUUUUGUGAAUUUGUACCUUCUAAUACAAAUUAUUUAUGGGAUGAAUGGGUUCAAGCAUAUAGAGCCAUUAAUAACCAGAGAGUAAAAUUAAUAUUUUUAAAAUUCUUAACCAUAAAAAUUAAAGAUUACAUCAAAACAGUAAUAUUAGAAAAGUAUUGUCAUCUGGGAUUUAAAUUUGAUCCAAUUACUGAAGAAACGUUUUUACCAACACCAGAGGAGCCAAUUGACCUAGAUUUGGAAUUUAAAGCAAUAGAUGAAGAACGUCCAACGCCAGUACAAAUAUAAACUCAUUAAAUGUAGUAAAAAAAAUUAAUUUGUUUUUACAUUUAUGUUUUAUAAUUAAUUAUAUUUAUAUUACUUAAUAAAUCUUUCAAAUAUUAUUAAAACAAAAACAUUUAUGGUGAAACACAUAAUUAUUUAUUGGUUGUACACAUGAAAAUAUUUAAUAUAAUAUUUAUAUUAACAAUUAUAAAAAUUUUAAUUGAGUACCAGAAGUGAAGC
Messenger RNA from Daktulosphaira vitifoliae (grape phylloxera), 1248 nucleotides. RefSeq lists its product as uncharacterized. The coding region runs from base 88 to 1032 and encodes 314 amino acids. Lineage: Eukaryota; Metazoa; Arthropoda; Insecta; Hemiptera; Phylloxeridae. The transcript is spliced from 2 exons. The record is from RefSeq and is a predicted model, not a curated record.